Messenger RNA from Epinephelus lanceolatus (giant grouper), 783 nucleotides. The record is from RefSeq and is a predicted model, not a curated record. NCBI's taxonomy places the organism in Eukaryota, Metazoa, Chordata, Actinopteri, Perciformes, Serranidae.
AGAAACUCGACCUCUCGACAAACUGAAAACCGACUGACAUAAAAAUCAGUUUUAUCGGCAAAUCUUAGCGAUAAAGAAAACCAGUUCAUGAUAGAACGGACUUCAGAUUCAUUUAGUUGCGAAGAAGGAGACCCGUUCUACAGGAAGUAUGAAGUGGUGACACUUCUGAGACAGGGACGCUAUGGAACGAUGUACAAAUGUUUCAACAAGGACACCAAGGAGACUUGUGCAGUGAAGUUCCGCAAACGAUUCAGCGCACCCACCAAUGAAUUGGAAAUACUGAAAUACAUGCAGACGAAGAACCUGGAUGAGUGCAAUAUCGUCAGGUUCAUUGAGUCACACAGAAUAUGGCAGGGCACACGUGCUAUUGUCUAUGAGACGCUGGAUGUGACUCUGAGUGACUGCAUACAAGACUGUAGGCCCCUGAAUUUACGUGAUGUCAGGAGUGUGGUCCAACAGCUGGCCACAGCAUUAAAUGCCCUGAAGGCCAUGGAACUCAUCCACGCAAAUAUUAAGUUAUCCAACAUCAUGGUGGUGGAUCGAACAGCGCAGCCCCUCAGGGUGAAGCUCAUCGACUUCACAUUGGCUUUUCCAACUUGUAGGGCUGAUGAGGAGAGGAACAAGACUCAUCAAGCUAUGGGCUACAGGGCUCCAGAAAUUUUUUUGGGAUUGCCGUUUUCAGAGGCCAUUGACAUGUGGUCUUUAGGAGCUGUGAUGUUGGCACUGGUUUGUGGUUAUGGGCCCCUCUGGACAUCAAGUAAAUAUGAAACAGUAAGUCAUUGA